CAAAAAUUCGUAAGACGAUAUGGGUUGUCAGGCCUCUCAGCCGAUUUAUCCAAUGGGAGUUGAUCCUCGUCUUAUGACUUAUGGUUCGAAUAAUUCAAAAACAGUAGACAGCAAGUCGUUUAAGAUACCUCUAACCGAAAGAGAAGUGUUUAAUAUCACUAAAUCAUGGAAAGCAAUCAGUAAGAAUAUGACAAACACUGGUGUUAAUAUGUUUCUUAAAAUGUUUGAAACUAAUGAAGAUAUGAAAAUUAUGUUUGAGCAAUUUCGAACUGUUGACAAUGUUGCUGAUCUAUGGACAUCGAGAGCGUUAGAAAAUCAUGCUGUGCUUGUGAUGAAUGCUUUGGAUGAUGCUAUAACUAAUAUGGAUGAUGAACAGUACGUUGUUGAAAUGCUCUUAACGACUGGAAAGUCUCACAGACGAUUUGAAAAUUUUAACGCCAAUAUUUUUUGGAAUAUAGAGGAGCCUUUCUUGAUCAGCAUUAAAGAAACACUCGGAAAUCGGAUGAAUUCAAAUUUGGAACAAGUUUAUGCCAAGGCCAUUCGUUUUGUGCUAAUUAUACUUGUGACAGGAUUUGAGCAGAAAGAAGUAAAGAGUGUUAGCGGAAUGAGCACUCCCAGUAAUAUGAGCUCUGCUUUUUCUCGUUGAAAAUUAACAACAAAUUAUUGAACUAAGAAACAAAUUUACAAAAACAACAAGUCACAUAUGUCUAUUACACAAAUUUAUGUUCCUACGAUAGUCUUCAUUUGACACGACAGCGGAAGGAGAGGAAGAAAAUUAUAAUCUAGGAAGGCCUAUAAUUUUUUUAAGUUGCUUUCGAAUCUUAUGUACCUCUUGUAUUUUUUCUAUAUAGCUUCCAGAACGUGCACUUGCAUAAAAAGAAUAUAUACAUAAGCACAUUUCACUCACUCUCUUUCUCUCUCUCUGUUGGUGCAACACCAUUAGGUAUAUAGAGUAACAAGAGGGAAGUUUCUGAUAGGUCAAUCUUUUGGAGGGGUUGGGUUGGAAUAGUGGAAGACCAAAGAUUAGAGGAAGGGUUUUACCUGUUUAUUUCCGUUUUUGAUGUUUGUAUUUAAAAGAGGACAAUAAAAGAGAUUAAUCAUUCUUAUUGCUGUUAAGAUAUUAAAUGCUUUGUUCUAUUCGAAUGAAACGUAUUUCUG
Messenger RNA from Dimorphilus gyrociliatus, 1158 nucleotides. The record is from the annotation of a GenBank genome assembly. NCBI's taxonomy places the organism in Eukaryota, Metazoa, Annelida, Polychaeta, Dinophilidae.